CUUCUCAACGGGAUCUUCAUUUCUUCAUUUCCACUCGUUUCGUUCGUUCGCGAUCCGGUAGUGGAAUGUCGGACGAUUGGUCUGUGGCCACGCAACCCGUCGCCGUCGCCGUCGACGCCGUUACACACGGUUGCGCGCAGUCAGCAGGUUGCGUUCGCAACAGGGUGAACCGCCCCGGGCGCUCUCGAUGUUGCGAUCUGCGAUGCCGCAGAACUUUGCGAAAUUAACACUGCUUGCUAAUGUGUCAGGCUAAUGCGAGCUGUUGUUGUUAUUGCUAAAGAUCGGAUGAUCGGAUGAUGUGCUUGAGGUGCUGAAUUCAUCAGCUACACUCCAACACCUCAAAGAUCGUAAAGGAUCUGUUCCAAAGAAUCUGUUCUGAAUCAUGCCCAUCAUAUGGCCCUUGUUUGGAUGAAUGUCCUCCUACACGAAAUCCGGUCAAGUUCGUACACUAAACCUAACCGCCUGACGGGGUUCGCUGAUUCAUCACCCUGUACUCGUGCAGCUCAGAAGUAAACGUAUCAACGCGUGCAACGUCAUCGUUUCUUUUCGCCAACGGCCACCAACUACGGGUGCUGACGCGAUCGCGCACCCCAACUCGAGCGGCAGCGUCGAACCGAAGUUGAACCGAAGUGAAGUCGUUUCGCAGAGCCCGGGGAGAUCCCUGCCUGUUCAUAUAAAAUGCUUUUACUUGGCCGCGGCGCACGCCAAUUUCGUAUUUUCCUUCAACCGUCGAAGACGACGACGACCGUUGGGUACGUUGAUUGUGGACGCGCCAAAACUCGCUCAACCCGUCGGAGAAGAAAACUGAAGGAAAAGGAAGGAAGGAAAGCAGAGCGGAGACAUCGUACGAUCAUCGUGUGCGGAAUUGGAAGGCCCCGUUUCUUUUUGUUUGGCCCGUUUUUUUUUUUGGUUUUUGGGUGGGUAGAUUUUUAUGUGUGUGCAACUUGCUGGUUGUGUUAAGUAUUGGCGAUCGUUCGAAGGUUAGACGGUGUGUAUAACAGAGCCCAGAAGAGUGUGUCUAGUGGCGAGGUGUGGUGUGUAUACUACCUUCGUGGAGUGAGCGUAGAGCAGACCUUCCCGACCUCCCAUUCGAGGGUUCUACUGUCUCCUAAGGCCGCUAUCUCGAGUCUAGAACAUCUAGGGAGAACAUCGUGAUCGCUUAUGUUGGAGAGCGAGUGGUGUUGGGGGGGAUGGACGGUGAAGAGGACGGGCAGCGGUAGCAGCAGCUAAUUUUACGCCCAAUUAGCGCCGUGCUUGAACAGUAUUUGCUGCCCGCUGCGUUUGAUCGCAGGAGCUGCUGGUACGCAGUAGCAGUGAAAUCGCACCGGAUCGCGUGAUCGUGCCGACGUGCACUAUCGCCGUCUACGACCACGACAACAGGAACAGGCAUUAACCGAAAGGCAGAAGAAAUGUGACCCUCCAGAUCCCUGUGGUGUCGAGUGCAAACCCGUAAAGAUAAGCAGCUAUGUCGCAAGUGAAAGUUCACCAACAUCCCCGUCGCCAGCAGCAGCCCAGGCGUUGUUGGGCAGCACUAGAACGCUUGCUGGUGCCCUUGAUAGUGGUACUGCUGUCAGUGACAGUGACGAUGACGGUCGGUGUCCAGGGACAACAGCAGCAGCAGCUACUACCAGCUGGUGCUCUGCAUCCACAUCAUCAUCAGCGGCAUCAACAACACCAUCAUCAUCGUACAGACAACGUCAUUGAUGUUGAUAACGCCGAUCAAGAAGAUGGUGACGAUGGUGGUGGCGGUGGUGGUGGUGGCAAUGGUCGAAAGGACCACGAAAAAUGGUUGGAAAACUUCCUGCUCACCGAUUUACUGAGUGAUGGCGAACGGGAACGGCGUCUCGUUUGGAACGGUAUCAUCGGAAAGGAGACCAGCAUCGCCGACAAUAGUUCCAACAAAACGCUGAUGCUCUGGCAGAUGGCCACACCGAACGGCCUGAUCCAGAUCAUCUACAACAGCGAGGGCGAAAUGAUGGACUGCGAGUACGUCCGGCAGCGCACGAUGGUGCACCAGUUCCGGGCCCAAUUCACGGCCGAGUUCGUGCAAGCGCGGGCACGCAACUUCACCUCCCCGCUCACCGGCCCACCACGCCAUUCGCUCGUCUCGGAUCACGAGUUUCGAGACUACAUCGACCGGGGCAUCGUAACACCCGAGAUGCAGGAACUGCAGUACAACGUGUUCGAGUUUCCGGCCGGCUCGGCUAGCGCACCGCCACAGAGCAACCGUCCGGCCGUCGUCAGUGAUGCUUUUGGGAUGCGGAACCUAACCUACAUUCCGUUGCGUGCGUUCGAGGAGAUACCGGAGGAGUUGGCCGCGUUGCUGAACUACCAGGAGCUGAAGCAACGGUGUAACGUGCGGCAUAAGCAGCUGAAAGAGAUUGCCAGUGGUUUGCAGAGCGCCGAUCCCGAGCGCAAGCGGAUAGCGAGCGAAAAGCUGCAGAGACAGCGCCGCGAUCUGUCCAACAUGCUGCGCGUCCCGGGCACCAAGUGGUGCGGUAAGGGUUGGAGUGCCCGGAAUUACGUCGAGAUGGGCGGCAACUCGAAGGCGGACCGGUGCUGCCGCCAGCACGAUCUCUCCUGCCCGUUCUGGGUGCUGGGCUUCGAGACGAAGUACGGACUGUUCAACUGGCGCGUCAACACGCUGAUGCACUGUAGCUGCGACGAAAGGUUCCGUACCUGCCUGAAGAUGGCUGACUCGAGCGACGCCAAUCUGGUGGGCAAGCUGUUCUUCAACAUCAUGCAGAUGAAGUGCUUCGUGAUAAAGCCGGAAACGCGCUGCGUGAAGAAGUCGUGGUGGGGCAAAUGCGAAAAGAAGGUGCGCGUGAAGCGUGCCCAUCUGCGGGACAAUCGACGGUUCUAGAGUGCAAGUACCGUCGAUCUAUCCAAGCUCAACAACACUACACUAAACUACCAAUUAAUUCAGCAACGUGAACGUGAUUCCUGAAGCACGCGCCGUGUGUGUGUGUGUCUCUGCGCUCCUCCUACCGCAAAUGCGGAAUGUUAUUUAUUGUCCUUAGAGGAAGGAGGUCGCUCCUCUAUCACUAUUUAUUGGGAACCCCGAAGGAAUAGCGAAAUGGAUUAGCAUUAAACUAGUUUUAAGGUUAGGCGUCGUCAUCUCAUCAACAAUCGAUCGGAUUCCUAUUAGUUGCCGUAAGACUUUUCUCUGCUCUAGGUUAACACGCGCACGGUGAUAGAGUGUUGUUGUUGUUGCAUAAAAUGGAGGAUCGAGCUGAUGAGCUCUCGUCCUCACCUCCUACAGGUGAUCUUAAUUGUAUAUAAAGAUAUUAGAAUUAGUGCGAUUGCUUCGCUGAAUCGCCGGGAGCGCCAGAUCUGAGGCAAGGCGAGGCGGAUAGAGUAUUAUAGUAAAUGGCCGCGUAGCACCAGAAAUGGGCCCCAAACCUCCAAUUCCAUGACAUUGCCGUCGUUGCCGAGGUAGAGAGACGAGCUUUAGCAUUCGUAGACUGCCAGAGCGGAUAAUAGAAUAGGUAUUUAAAUGAGGAAUAAGAAAACCUCCGGCCCGGGAUAUAGUUAAGGUAUUAUUGAUAAGCAGUUGUGCGUUGUAUUGAAUAGGGUUCCUACAAGGGGCCACGUGGGCCAGGAUAUGAGACUCCCGAAAUUAUCCACCAACAGAUCGCAGCCACGAGACAUGUAACAGCGAACUGCUGCACGACGCUUUUAUACUUAAAUACUCUUAGAGACAGUGUAGGAGUUGUACAUACGAUUCACGAUUGCUGUUGUACAUACAUCGGAAGGGAUGCUGUUGUAAAUAAAAGGCCGCGGAGCUGCUUUAAGAACACUAGGGUGUUAGGAAGUAUCGCCGGGGACGAAGGGCAUUUACAAUUGUUAGUUUUGCCGAAUGAAUCCUAAUGUACAGAAAGUGGAUAAAGAAUUAAAAUUAAACAGAGAAAAUUUAGAAGUGUAACAAAAGAUAACACCUAAGCCUAAGAAUACCCAAUCUGGGAAGUGCGAAAGCAAUAAAUCAAACAUUAAAAUAUUACAAACAUACCACACCACAAGCACGCCGCUAUCUCGUUCAAACUAUCUUGUUCCGAUUAACAAACAUUUAACUGUACUGUAUGACGAUAAUAAACCAACGAAAAACUAAACAAUUGAAACACGAUCUGGUCUGUUC
Molecule: messenger RNA, 4135 nt
Organism: Anopheles darlingi
Lineage: Eukaryota; Metazoa; Arthropoda; Insecta; Diptera; Culicidae
Gene: GIIIspla2
Exons: 5
Coding region: 1466-2863 (465 amino acids)
Biological process (GO): phospholipid metabolic process; arachidonate secretion
Molecular function (GO): A2-type glycerophospholipase activity
Source: RefSeq, a predicted model, not a curated record